GAACUCGGCGUACACAGUGCGAGAAAAUAAAUAUCGUAGUGAUUGAGUGCAUUUCGGUGCAAGCGAAGCAUUCCAGCGACGAGAAGCGAGUACUCGCUCGUUCGCGUAUCAUGGAUUAAAAAAGAAAUUUAUCCGAACUGUCACCAUUGCACGAGUCGUCGAUCUCUUUCUCUCUCUCUCUUUUUCUUUCUCUCUCUCUCUCUCUCUCUCUCUCUCUCUCUCUCUCACUUUUGGAAUAAUCGUCUCGUCGCCGAUUUUUUUUCUUCUUCGGCAAUAUGGACGAAAACUUGAGCCGGGGAUACGUCCAGCUGGGCAAGGCCAGAGGCAUGAACGAGUUCAAAUUCUCCAACGGAUUUACACAUCUUUCACCGCCCGUUGACAAAUGCAACUUUAUUUACACGGCUCUGAUGCUCGGCGGCAUUGGUUUUCUUCUGCCUUACAACAGCUUCAUUAUAGCGGUGGAUUAUUUUCAAGCUAGGUAUCCAGGAACUACCGUGAUAUUUGACAUGUCUGUCGUUUACAUCAUUAUGGCUUUCUUCGCAGUCUUUGCGAAUAAUAUUUUAGUAGAGACUUUGUCGCUGAAUACGCGAAUUACAUUUGGAUAUCUGGUAUCCUUCGUUACUUUGAAUUUUGUGGUGAUCUGCGAAAUUUGGUGGGAACUCUUUGGCGUUGCAACUUCCUAUACUAUCAAUUUGGUUGCUGUCGCUAUAGUGUCGCUCGGUUGUACAGUUCAGCAAUCGAGUUUUUACGGAUAUACAUCAAUGCUUCCUAGUCGAUAUACCCAAGCUGUGAUGACUGGAGAAAGUGUCGCCGGUUUUUGGGUGUCAAUCAAUCGUAUAGUAACAAAGUCUCUACUCAAUGAUGAACGUGGCAAUACAUCCAUGUUCUUUAUUGGAUCAAAUAUGACGAUCUUGUUAUGUUUUGUGCUACAUCAAGUAGUACGAAAGACUGAUUUUGUGCAAUUUUACAUAACGCUAUGUCAAGAAAGAAAUCGAAUCACGUUAGAACCAACGGAGGAUGUCGGCCUGAUGGAUCCAUUGGAUCAAGUAGGCGAUCCCUCGAAAGGCCAAUACGGAGUUUUGAAGAUUCAAACGAGUCCAUUGGGAACAGAAUCUGCGAGUGGAAGUACUGAUUUGAAUGCAGGGCAGUAUUCUGCUUUCUCGUUCAGCAAUCCGGUAUACGAGCCUAGUGCUCCUUCGGGUAAUCCGCCUGGUAGCGCUGGACCAACUUACAAGGUUGAAGAUGUCGUGGUUAUGAGAGGAGUUUACGGAACACAAAGUACCGCAAGUACGCCAUGGUCAGGCAUAAAAAGAGGUUUACUCGCGAGACUCGAAGUGGCCAAAUUAAUCUUUCCCUACAUGGCCAGCAUUGGUGCUGCUUACUUCGUAACGCUCUGCCUCUAUCCAGGAAUUGUAUCAGAAAUAAUAUCUUGUAAAUUCGAGUCAUGGAUGCCAGUUAUUUUGAUGACCGUCUUUAAUGCUUCUGAUUUACUCGGCAAGGUAUUUGCACUGAUACCUUAUGAAUGGAAACGAACUCAGUUGCUUUAUUUCUCUAGCGCACGGGCCAUACUCAUUCCUCUAUUUUUGCUUUGCGCAAUUCCGCGUGGUGCUCCUAUUCUCUCUGGUGAGGGAUAUCCGCUUCUAUUCACUUGGCUACUUGGCCUCACAAAUGGUAUAGUUGGUUCCAUACCUAUGAUUCAGGCACCUAGUAAAGUACCGGAGGAACAUCGAGAACUCGCAGGUAAUAUUAUGACUUUAUCGUACACUACUGGUUUGACCAUUGGAUCUCUUUUGGCAUAUAUGAUGGAUGCCUGUCUUGGACCACCUGUGCAAGUUAAGGACGUGUGUUUAAAGAUGGCAAAGGUUCAAGCUGGUCAAACUUCAACAACUGCAUUUGCUAAUGUAACUGCGAGCAUUCUAACAACCGCGAUAUCUUCCACUUUACCUGUUGUUGAAAGAACAACGGCAAUAUCAAAGCCGAAGACUACCGACAAUGUGCUAACCACGAUUCUGAUGUCAACGUUAUUAUUGUCGAACAGCACCAUGAGCUUAGUGAGCGAUGGGGGAUUAUUGGAUGCGUCAACGACGGCCUUACCGAAGAUUUUAGCUAAUGCUACCUCGGCGAGCAAUGCAAUUUUGCAGCAUUAGGGCGCAUAUAUUUCUGUGCUGUGUUAAAUCUGGUGCUUUCACAUAAAUGUGACGAAAAGAGAGAGCGAGAGAGAGAGAGAGAGAAAGAGACAGAGAGAAUGUAUGUCUGUCUAUACACGUUUGUUUGAGACUGACAAUGAGCAAGUGUACGCGCGCGCGCGCGUGUGUGUGUGUGUGUGUGUGCGUGCGCGUGCGUGCUUGAAAAUGAUAUAAAAGUUGAAAAGAGUUGCUACAAGGCUGAACAUUCAGAUUGGUUGCAUCUUUAAGUUGACAUAAAAAUAAUCGCAGAAUUUGUUUUUAUUUCUUAUUAUUAUUAAUUGCGAGAUUUAAUAUUUAUAUUGUUGCUCAUAUUAUGUGUUGUCUUAAAAUUGGUUUUUUGUUUAAUUAUGUAUACGUCAUAUUGGCUCUGAAGAAGUAAAAAAUGGUUAAAAAGUGCAACAUAUAGUUCAGAUAACUCGUAUUAGCAAAGCCCUUGAUCUUGAAAAAGCUUUUCCAAACGUUUCGCAUGAUUAAACAAUUCUGUAGAAAAGAUAUAAAUUUUAGAAAAAUAAGCAUUAAGAUUAAAUAAAAAAUAAAAUGUUAAACACAACUGCAAUAUGAAUAUACAUAAUGCACAUACCCAUAUAUGUAUAAAUUGAGCGCAAAGAAUAAGUUUCAAAACCAUAUGUAACGUGAACAAAAAAUAUAAAUAUAGUAAAUCAAGUUUAGUAUAAUAAAGAAAAAAAAGUAAAAUCGGCACACAAUAAUAAUAAUAAUAAUAAAAGUUAUUCAUGAUGGAUACGUUAUAGACAUUCGGCACGCAAAUUCAAAGUGUUCCCGUACUUAUUCUUGUAAAUUGUGUGUAAUACACUAAACAUUGGUUCGUGAAUAAAAAUUGAUUUUACAUUUUAUUUCAUGGAGAUUUUCAUUGAGACAUUAAUAUUUAUUUACGUGCAAGCUAUAUAAUUAGUUAUUUUUUGAAAUUGGUCUGAAAUAUCGCCAGAUUAAACACAGGCACAAAGAAAUUGAGAGAAAUUGAUAUAUCAAUUGUGCAAAACAUUGCACAUAAUAAAAGUAAUUUGCGAGAGAUACACGCGUGAACUCUCGAACGUUUCCUUUUUGUUGAGAAUAUCAUUGCGUGCCUUUUGUUUCGUAUUGGCAAAUCACUUUUCCAAAUGCUUUUAAAAGUUCUAAAGGAAUGUUAUUUAUUAUUAACAAUUGUUAUUAUUAUUUUUCUUUGAUAAGAAACUUUGUAUGUAUGUACAUAUUCUAUACAUUGUUUUUGUUAUUGUUUUAAUGCGUUACGUAUACUGUUAGUAGACUAUAUUGAUAGUUGACAAUUAAGAAAUUUUUGCUGAUAAAGUUAUCUUAGCACGAGUACAGGGUGAUUCCUGGGUAUAACCUGAAAAUUGCAAAUAAUUCAAGAAAUCUUUUACGAAAAAAUAUUAUUCAAAUAUGGAGUGUUGUGUGCUUUUAUGGGAGAAGUAAGAUAAAGAGUACCAUAUGUUUAAUCUUCCAAGGUCACUUUUUCUUUGUUAAUUGGAUUUAACUAAUAUAUAUCACUUUUCUUUUAAUACAAUAAGUGAGUCUUUUAAUCCAUCGAUUGAUCAAGAGAUCGCGAUUAAUCUAAAAAUCUUUCUACUUAUUAUUUCGUUAUUGUUAAUCGUAAAAGGAUCUUCAAACAAUUGCGACUUGUAACGAUAAAAUAUUGUAUAUUGGUUAUUUAACAAAUCAAUUGCUGUAAAUAGCUUAUCAGCACGCGUUUUGUCGUUAAGAUGUUUGUUUGAAGAGCAUAUUAUGAUUAACAAUUAGAAAAAUGACAAGUAAUAAUUAUAUAAUUGUAUAAUUCGUAAUAAUUAUAGUGAUAAUGGCAUCUAUGAAAAUCAAUUCAAAACUAGUGUUUUGAAACCAAUUAAUGUGUUUAUUAGCUUUAAGAAUUUAUCAAAGAAAAUAAUUGUCAUUUAAAAAACAGAAAUGACCCAAGAUCGAACAUGCUACACCUAUCUUAUAUCCGCUAUAUCAUACAACUUUUAUUUGAAACAUUUUUUUGUAAAGAGCUUUUUUUAUAUUGUCACGUUACGUAAACUACCCUAUGUACCCUGUCAAGUCGUUAUAUACAUCUCUCCAUGUGUGAAUAUAGUUGACACAUAAAUGUAAAAUACGUAUAUGUAUUUAUGAUACACACUAAACGUCAUAAUUAUUUUACAUUCACUUGAAUACAUGGCAUUCUCUAGGUGUAUUAAAGAAAAAAAAAAAAUUUGAAAACAUUAUGUUUGUACCACAUUAUUACAACUAUCCGUAAUAAUAAAAGUGGACAAUACCGAGCAAUAACUGACAACUACUAACUAUAGUAUUCGCAGAUAUGCAAAAGUUUGCUUUAACUUUUAUUUCAUGCAUUUAUUCUUUAAUUUAUUAUUAACUUUAAUUAGUUACUUUUAUGAAAUAAAUAUAAAAAUUAUUUUAUUCCGUGCGAAUAUUAUUUAAUCUUAUUAGUAUACAAAUUUUCGAUGAAAACAUCAAAUCUCAAUAAUUUCACAAUAUUCUCUUUUAUUUUUAUAAAAUGUAAUAUGUAUAAAAAAUGCAGAAGGUCGUUUACAAUUUGCUUGUAAUAUAUAUUAAUGUUACUAUGUAAUACUCAUCUAGUGAAUGUGAAUGUGAAUGAUUAAAAAUAUUUAUGAUACGUCCAGACCACUUAAAAAGAAAAUGAUUGAUUUUCUUACAUACACAUACAUACACACACACACACACACACACACACGCACGCACGCACACACGCACACACACACACACACACACACACACACACACACACACACACACACACACAGAAUGUCCUCUCUUUUACCUUUCUAGCUUCGUUACUCUCGUGUUAUCUGCUCAAGACAUAUCCAAUGUUACGUAGGAAAUUGUAAUCAAAUUUGUAAAUUUAAGACGUAGUUAGUGAUAUAUGAUGAAAAAACAUAAUAUACUCAAUCAUGCGAUUGAUUAAAUAUA
Solenopsis invicta (red fire ant) is the source of this 5120-nucleotide messenger RNA. RefSeq names its product equilibrative nucleoside transporter 4 (gene Ent3). Gene Ontology annotation, biological process: nucleoside transmembrane transport. Gene Ontology annotation, molecular function: nucleoside transmembrane transporter activity; monoamine transmembrane transporter activity. The transcript has 10 exons. Bases 276 to 2147 code for a protein of 623 amino acids. Lineage: Eukaryota; Metazoa; Arthropoda; Insecta; Hymenoptera; Formicidae. The record is from RefSeq and is a predicted model, not a curated record. Gene Ontology annotation, cellular component: plasma membrane.